GUUACAUUGCUCUUAAUAAGAUCAGUUACAACCCAAAAAAAAAAAAAUAUAAAUAGAAAAAGAAAAUUCUCUUCUUUCACUGAAACACCGCAUUUAUCACCGUCGGAUCUUUUUCGUGAUUCGUUACACUUUAUUUGUACAAUUUGCAGUGCUACUCAUUCUCUCCUCUCUUCUCUAUCUUUCUCUCGGAUUCGGAUUCGUGUUUUUUUCGAAGCUCCGUUUUCAUUUUCGGAUCGGAAUGCGGUGUUCCUCUUAGGUUUUCGCCACCGAAAUCCAGCUUUGGUUCUGCAUUGUUCAUCGGAGCUUCUUUGCUUGACAUGUCGGGCCCACUCGAUCGCUUCGCUAGGCCUUGCUUUGAAGGGUCCUCUGGUAGUGAUGAGAGAAGAGACGAGAGAAGAGAAAGGAAAUCUGAUUUUGAAAACUCUGAGGAUGAAAGGAGGACCAGAAUGGGGUCUCUGAAAAAGAAAGCGCUCAAUGCAUCUACCAAAUUUAAACACUCUCUCAAGAAGAAGAGCAGUAGAAGAAAAAGUGAUGGCCGAGUCAGCUCUGUUUCCAUUGAGGAUGUUAGGGAUGUUGAGGAGCUACAGGCCGUUGAUGGAUUUCGACAAUCACUCGUAAUGGAUGAAUUGCUACCGGAAAAACAUGAUGAUUACCAUAUGAUGUUGAGGUUUUUGAAAGCUAGGAAGUUUGAUAUCGAAAAAGCAAAGCAUAUGUGGGCUGAUAUGCUUCAGUGGAGGAGGGAAUUUGACGCUGACACUAUUAUGGAGGAUUUCGAGUUCAAAGAGUUGCAUGAAGUUUUAAAAUAUUAUCCUCAUGGUCAUCAUGGUGUGGACAAGGAAGGAAGACCUGUUUAUAUUGAAAGACUGGGAAAGGUUGAUCCUAACAAACUUAUGCAAGUUACAACCAUGGAUCGGUAUGUAAAAUAUCAUGUGCGGGAGUUUGAGAAAAGCUUUGCCAUAAAGUUUCCAGCUUGUACCAUUGCUGCAAAGAGGCACAUAGAUUCAAGCACUACAAUCUUAGAUGUUCAAGGCGUGGGCUUUAAGAACUUUACAAAAUCUGCACGGGAUCUCAUCAUGCGGUUGCAGAAGAUUGAUGGUGACAAUUAUCCAGAGACUCUUUGUCAGAUGUUUAUCAUCAAUGCUGGCCCUGGAUUUAGGCUACUAUGGAAUACUGUCAAGACUUUCCUAGAUCCGAAAACAACUUCCAAGAUUCAUGUUCUUGGAAACAAAUACCAGAGCAAAUUGCUUGAGAUAAUUGAUGCCAGUGAGUUGCCAGAAUUUCUGGGUGGUACCUGUACCUGUGCAGAUCAGGGAGGUUGCCUCCGGUCUGACAAGGGGCCAUGGAAAAACCCUGAAAUUUUAAAGAUGGUUCUUAAUGGUGAAGCACGGCGUGCCAGGCAGGUUGUGAAAGUUUUAAACAGCGAGGGGAAGGUUGUUGCUUAUGCUAAGCCGCAGUACCCAAUGCAGUUAAAAGGAAGUGAUACAUCCACAGCUGAAUCAGGAUCUGAAGCUGAAGACAUCACUUCCCCAAAAGCAAAUAGGAGUUAUUCACACCUUCGAUUGACUCCCGUUCGUGAAGAAGCUAAGGUGGUUGGAAAGGCAAGCUAUGCAAGUAGCUUCCCAGGGUAUGAUGAAUAUGUUCCAAUGGUUGACAAGGCUGUCGAUGCUAGUUGGAAGAAGCAAGUGUCCCUCCAGACACCUUGUGUACCUGUUGCUUCCAAAGGGACUCUUCCCCCAUCUGACAACCAAAAGCCACCUGAAGGGAUUCGUGGUCAUAUUUUUGUGGCUGUUAUGACCUUCUUCAUGACCUUUUUCACUGUCUUCCGUUCAGUGGCUGGUCGUGUGACAAAUAAACUUCCUGAAACACUACCUAAUUGUGAACAAAAUACUCCUGAUGCAACAGACAAAGAGGAGUUUCACCCCACUUCACCAACUCCAUCUUACACAGAGGCAGAGCUCCUGUCUUCUGUGCUGAACAAGCUUGGUGAGCUUGAAGAGAAGGUCACCAUGCUCCAAUCAAAGCCAUCUGAGAUGCCCUAUGAGAAAGAGGAAUUGCUUAAUGCUGCUGUCUGUCGUGUGGAUGCCCUAGAAGCAGAGCUAAUUGCAACUAAACAGGCUCUCUAUAAUGCUUUAAUGAGACAAGAAGAAUUACUUGCUUACAUAGACAGACAAGAGGAAGAAAAGUUGCGGAAAAAGAAGUUUUUUUGCUGGUGAGAUGUUUUGCUGAUGGAGAUACUGCAGAAGAUUUGUUUGAUCAUGCGAUGUAAACAAUCUUAAAAAGUGUGAUUUUCUGUCCAUGUCUAUUGAGAAACAGACAUUGUAAAGAAACGUUAAGGCGGUAGAUGUUCUGAAACUAUCACUGCUGUUUGAUUUUAUAAUUUUAAGCCUUCAUAUAAUGUUUGGAAAGAGCAGACUUCAGACCCAUCUGGUUUUCAUAUCUAUUAAAGCUAGUUUGAUACUA
This is a messenger RNA of Quercus robur (English oak), 2460 nucleotides long. RefSeq names its product phosphatidylinositol/phosphatidylcholine transfer protein SFH6-like. The coding region runs from base 318 to 2213 and encodes 631 amino acids. The transcript is spliced from 14 exons. Lineage: Eukaryota; Viridiplantae; Streptophyta; Magnoliopsida; Fagales; Fagaceae. The record is from RefSeq and is a predicted model, not a curated record.